CGCUGGAUCACGCGCACCCGGGCGGCCAAGGCUGGGCCCAGCCAAUGGGCUGGCGGCGCUCGCAUGACCCGCGCCGGCGGGAGGGCGUGGGGAGGCAGGCCAGGCGCGCACGCUGUCUGGCCGUGUCGCCGCCCCGCCGCAGCCGGGACUGGAAGUGAGCCGCCUGGGCCCCGAGCGCCAGCCAGCCAGUGAGUGGGUCCCGCAGCCGAAAGCACCCGGGGCGAAGUAUGGCUGCCGCUAAGGUGGCUUUAACCAAGAGAGCAGAUCCAGCUGAGCUUAGAACAAUAUUUUUGAAGACAGAAUUUCAGUCUUGUUAUCCAGGUUGGAGUGCAAUGGCGUGAUCUUGGCUCACUGCAACCUCCACGUCCCGGGUUCAAGUGAUUCUCCUGCCUCUGGCUCCUGAGUAGCUGGGAUUACAGGCCUGCACCACUAAGCCCAGCUAAUUUUGUAUUUUUAGUAGAGACAUGGUUUCACCAUGUUGAUCAGGCUGGUUUCAAACUCCUGACAUCAGUAUGCAAGCAUUGAGAAAAAUGGUGAAUUUUUCAUGUCCCCCAAUGACUUUGUCACUCGAUACUUGAACAUUUUUGGAGAAAGCCAGCCUAAUCCAAAGACUGUGGAACUUUUAAGUGGAGUGGUGGAUCAGACCAAGGAUGGAUUAAUAUCUUUUCAAGAAUUUGUUGCCUUUGAAUCUGUCCUGUGUGCCCCUGAUGCUUUGUUUAUGGUAGCCUUUCAGCUGUUUGACAAAGCUGGCAAAGGAGAAGUAACUUUUGAGGAUGUUAAGCAAGUUUUUGGACAGACCACAAUUCAUCAACAUAUUCCAUUUAACUGGGACUCAGAAUUUGUGCAACUACAUUUUGGAAAAGAAAGAAAAAGACACCUGACAUAUGCGGAAUUUACUCAGUUUUUAUUGGAAAUACAAUUAGAGCAUGCAAAACAAGCCUUUGUGCAACGGGACAAUGCUAGGACUGGGCGAGUCACAGCCAUCGACUUCCGAGAUAUCAUGGUCACCAUCCGCCCCCAUGUCUUGACUCCUUUUGUAGAAGAAUGUCUAGUAGCUGCUGCUGGAGGUACCACAUCCCGUCAAGUUAGUUUCUCCUAUUUUAAUGGAUUUAAUUCACUCCUUAACAACAUGGAACUCAUUAGAAAGAUCUACAGCACUCUGGCUGGCAACAGGAAAGAUGUUGGGGUGACUAAAGAGGAGUUUGUUCUGGCAGCUCAGAAAUUUGGUCAGGUUACACCCAUGGAAGUUGACAUCUUGUUUCAGUUAGCAGAUUUAUAUGAGCCAAGGGGACGUAUGACCUUAGCAGACAUUGAACGGAUUGCUCCUCUGGAAGAGGGAACUCUGCCCUUUAACUUGGCUGAGGCCCAGAGGCAGCAGAAGGCCUCCGGUGAUUCAGCUAGACCAGUUCUUUUACAAGUUGCAGAGUCGGCCUACAGGUUUGGUCUGGGUUCUGUUGCUGGAGCUGUUGGAGCCACUGCUGUGUAUCCUAUCGAUCUUGUAAAAACUCGAAUGCAGAACCAACGAUCAACUGGCUCUUUUGUGGGAGAACUCAUGUAUAAAAACAGCUUUGACUGUUUUAAGAAAGUGCUACGCUAUGAAGGCUUCUUUGGAUUGUACAGAGGUCUGUUGCCGCAGUUAUUGGGAGUUGCCCCAGAGAAGGCCAUAAAACUUACAGUGAAUGAUUUUGUGAGGGAUAAAUUUAUGCACAAAGAUGGUUCGGUCCCACUUGCAGCAGAAAUUCUUGCUGGAGGCUGUGCUGGAGGCUCCCAGGUGAUUUUCACAAAUCCUUUAGAAAUCGUCAAGAUCCGUUUGCAAGUGGCCGGAGAAAUCACCACUGGUCCGCGAGUCAGUGCCCUCUCUGUUGUGCGGGACCUGGGGUUCUUUGGGAUCUACAAGGGUGCCAAAGCAUGCUUUCUGCGGGACAUUCCUUUCUCGGCCAUCUACUUUCCAUGCUAUGCUCAUGUGAAGGCUUCCUUUGCAAAUGAAGAUGGGCAGGUUAGCCCAGGAAGCCUGCUCUUAGCUGGUGCCAUAGCUGGUAUGCCUGCGGCAUCUUUAGUGACCCCUGCUGAUGUUAUCAAGACGAGAUUACAGGUGGCUGCCCGGGCUGGCCAAACCACUUACAGCGGAGUGAUAGACUGCUUUAGAAAGAUACUGCGGGAAGAAGGCCCAAAAGCUCUGUGGAAAGGAGCUGGUGCUCGUGUAUUUCGAUCCUCACCCCAGUUUGGCGUAACUUUGCUGACUUAUGAAUUGCUACAACGAUGGUUCUACAUUGAUUUUGGAGGAGUAAAACCCAUGGGAUCAGAGCCAGUUCCUAAAUCCAGGAUCAACCUGCCUGCCCCGAAUCCUGAUCACGUUGGGGGCUACAAACUGGCAGUUGCUACAUUUGCAGGGAUUGAAAACAAAUUUGGACUUUACCUACCUCUCUUCAAGCCGUCAGCAUCUACCUCAAAGGCUAUUGGUGGAGGCCCAUAGAAAGACCAGCCCUGGGAUAGUGCUGUCUUUUUGUGGGUACUACAGUAAAGAACAUCUCCUGGGAGUGAAGCAACACUUCAUACCUUUCACAUCCAUCUCUUGUUCAAAUUCAAGCCCAGGCUUUUUAUCAUAUGAAAUCAUUUAUUUUCUGUGUGUUUUCUUAACCAGAUCAUUGUAAAAUUAUUCAUAAUGAUUCUUUGGCCCUCUUCCCAGAAACCUUUGCAUCUGACAAUUGCUGGGAUUUGGUCAACACUAACAUGAUUUGGGGAAAGGAGCAAGUCAGAAUAGAAAUUACUACUCCCCUCCUUGAACUAGGAUUGUAGUCCCAAAAAGGCUACUGUAAGGCAAUCACGGUGCUCCAAGCAGUAUUCUGUGUGUGUGUUUUAAACUGGUAGGAAGCUGGAUGCAUGUUUAUAAAAAUAAAAACACUGGAAGAAAUGAAAAAAUAUAUGUCAGAAAUAUUCAGCCUGGCACAAAUUCUUUCUCUGGAUUAUAUUAUGAAGGUUUUAUGUGAAACAUGCUUCUUUGUAAUGAAAACCACAUUGAAGAUGUUUAGUAAUCAUAUUCUGUUACUGGUACCAAGACUACCACUAGGGAAAUGCCUUUGUACUUUAGGGAAGUACUUUUGGCAUUUUAUUAUAUAGACAGAAAAACUGAGAUGUAGCCCCUCUCCUGGAAAUAUUAAUUUUGAAAAACUGCUCAUGUGAUGCACAUGUACUGAUUACUGCCUGUUUUAAUAAACACUCUUGAAAAAUGCAUGUUACCCUAUUGCUGUCUGCCCCAUUCCCCUCAUCUCCCCAUCACUGGCACCCAUUUGCUUUUAAAAUCCACUUUAUCUUGAAUCAUGUAAGACAGAUAUAUUCUGAUACAAAUAUUUAAUCCAUGGUGCCUUGCAUAAUGGUCAGAGGCGCAUGAGUUUGUGAAGGUGGAAAUAAACUAUUUGUAAAGUGA
Callithrix jacchus (white-tufted-ear marmoset) is the source of this 3424-nucleotide messenger RNA. RefSeq names its product solute carrier family 25 member 13 (gene SLC25A13). Gene Ontology annotation, molecular function: calcium ion binding; L-glutamate transmembrane transporter activity; L-aspartate transmembrane transporter activity. The record is from RefSeq and is a predicted model, not a curated record. Lineage: Eukaryota; Metazoa; Chordata; Mammalia; Primates; Cebidae. Gene Ontology annotation, biological process: aspartate transmembrane transport; malate-aspartate shuttle; L-glutamate transmembrane transport.